AAACGCUCCAUACGUGUCAGUGUAAGUUCAAAUAUUCAACCAAAAGAUUCGAGGAAAGGAUCAAAGGAAUGAGUUCAAAUCAUCCAUCGAUUAGGGUUCGUGGACAACUAUCAAUUCCGUCUACGUUCAUCCAUCGAACAUCCACUGAAGAUGAUCAGUCGGGUGAUUCUAGAGGAAAAAUGAAGGAUGGACAACAAAGCAAGAAGCGUCCGAAGAUUUCAUUAUCGGCAUUUCUUGACCGAAAACUGCAGAAAACAUCUGACUCGUCGAAAUUAGUCCAGGGUAAAGAGAGACCAUUUUUCACACUAGGAGGUGCUAAUGACUCUCUUCAUAAAGCAAAUCUUGACCAAAAAACAGAGGGACCAGAGUUGAAUGGUAUCCUUGAUGUUCUUGAAAAUUUCAAGCCCAUUAAGGACAACAAAGAUACUGUUUAUUUAAAUCCAGAAGAAUCCCAAACUCAAUAUAGUACAACCACUCAUGUCACAGAAAAAUCCCAGAUUCAAGAUUUGACAAAAAGCAGAAACGCAUUUGGAGGUUUGCUUAGAAAACCACCUGCUCCAAAGGUUUUAGUUGUUCUGGGAGGCGACCCAAAGCCCAAGCAAACAAAACAUCGGAAAUCCUUCAUCAGAAACAAGAAACCGUUGCCUCAUUAUAAUCACUAUGCAGGUGGGAGUGGGUGGUGGGACAGUGAUAUGGAAGGAAUUGACAAUGAAGCAGUGGGAUUUAAUGAAGUGUGGGAGGGUGUGGGGUCUACCACUUUGGGUGGACUUGACUGGCAUUAAUCCAACAAUCAUUCCCUGAUUCCCAUUCCCAUUCCCAUUGUCACUGGAAUUGGAUUCCAUUCAGUUUAAUAUCCCUAAAACUUGUAUAAUUGUGUAAACAUCAUAUCAUAUGUAUAAACAAACGUCUUGAUACUGGUUUGACUAAUGGUUAACAUGUAAUCCAUCUUUAUUUGUUACAUA
Lactuca sativa (garden lettuce) is the source of this 962-nucleotide messenger RNA. RefSeq names its product RNA-binding protein. The record is from RefSeq and is a predicted model, not a curated record. Lineage: Eukaryota; Viridiplantae; Streptophyta; Magnoliopsida; Asterales; Asteraceae.